UUUUGUUAUAUUGUAUUUGGAAUCUUUCGUAUAAAAGCAGAGUUUGCGGUCUCAGUAGAAACAGUUGAGAAGCAACUUUUAAAGAAACAUGAAGUUUUUAUUAGUUACUUAUUGCCUCGGUUUGACCAUUUUGGGCGCUACUUACACUUGUGUAAGUGGACAAUCUGAAUUACCCGGAAAUACAACGUUACAACCUUCGGAGGAUAACAGCACUUCUGCCACUCCUGCGAACUCUACGGAAAUUACGCCAACAUUGCUACCUUCGCCAACGCCAACGCCAACUCACAGACCAUCGCACAGACCUCCUCAUCAUUGUCAUCCUCAUCAUGGACACCAUCAUCAUGGGCAUCAUAGACGCGAGCAUGAACACCACCACCAUCAUCACGGACACCACCAUCAUGGGUUUCCAGGAGGAAUCCCAAUUCCCAUUCCUGGAGGAAUUGACAUUCAAUUCUAAACUAUCCAUUCAAAUCUAAAAUAAUACUUGCACCUAAACUCAGAAAAUGUUUCAAAUCUUAUGUAUUUCUUAUUUUCUUAAUUUACUAACUUAUUAAAUCUCUUCAAUUUGCAAAAA
This is a messenger RNA of Leptopilina heterotoma, 574 nucleotides long. Its product is annotated as histidine-rich glycoprotein-like. NCBI's taxonomy places the organism in Eukaryota, Metazoa, Arthropoda, Insecta, Hymenoptera, Figitidae. The record is from RefSeq and is a predicted model, not a curated record. The transcript is spliced from 2 exons. Bases 89 to 457 code for a protein of 122 amino acids.